Electrophorus electricus (electric eel) is the source of this 2455-nucleotide messenger RNA. The record is from RefSeq and is a predicted model, not a curated record. NCBI's taxonomy places the organism in Eukaryota, Metazoa, Chordata, Actinopteri, Gymnotiformes, Gymnotidae.
GAGAGAGAGAGAGAGAUCGCGUUCUUAGCAGAACAGGAAACGGGAGGACGGCAUCACUCUCUGUCCUCUGUCGUCUUUCACCUAUUCUCUUGUCUUACCACUGGACUGUGUGUGUGUGAGUGUGUGUGAGUGUGUGUGAGUGUGUGUGGUACACUGUGCAGCUGUAACAGAGAGGCGUCUGUGGGAAAGGAAGCUUCUCCCUCACUCGUUCUUCUCUGGAACAGACUCCUAUCCCUCCAUCAAUCCUUUCAUCCACACUCCCUCUCGCUCCCUCUCUACGGGAUCUUACACAAAAGCUUCAUGGGAAAGAGAUUGGAACAGCAACCAAUGUAUCAGUGUACUUAUUACCUCCCACACUACCUCCAGACCAAGCAGACCUAUGCCCCUCCUUCACACCCAAUGGCUCCGCCCAGUCCAGGCAGUACUAGCUGCAGUCAGAGUGGAGUGGAACAACUCAGCAAGACCAACCUGUAUAUUCGGGGCCUUCCCCCUGGAACAACAGACCAAGACCUCAUCAAACUCUGCCAACCCUACGGAAAGAUCAUCUCUACCAAGGCCAUUCUGGACAAGAAUACCAACCAGUGCAAAGGAUAUGGCUUUGUUGACUUUGACAGUCCUGCGGCGGCUCAGAAAGCUGUCUCGUCCCUCAAAGCCACUGGAGUCCAAGCACAGAUGGCCAAGCAGCAGGAACAAGACCCCACCAACCUCUACAUCUCCAACCUCCCUGUGUCCAUGGAUGAGCAGGAACUGGAGAACAUGCUCAAGCCCUUUGGUCAUGUGAUCUCCACGCGGAUACUACGGGACGCCAGUGGGGCCAGUCGAGGGGUGGGCUUUGCCAGGAUGGAAUCCACGGAAACAUGUGAGGCUGUGAUUCAACAUUUGAAUGGCAAAUAUCUGAAAACCCCUCCAGCUAUUCCAGCCCCUGCAGAGCCAUUGUUGUGCAAGUUUGCAGAUGGUGGUCAGAAGAAGAGACAGACUCAGAGUAAAUACCCUCAGAGCACCCGAGCCUGGCACAGAGAAGGGGAGACUGGAGUGGCAUUAACAUAUGAUCCAGCAGUUAUGCAGAACGGGUUUUAUUCAUCUCCUUACAGUUUUGCCACUAACAGAAUGAUCGCCCAAACCUCCAUCACACCUUUCAUUGCUGCUUCACCUGUUUCGACAUAUCAGGUCCAGAGCACAUCAUGGAUGCCUCAUCAGCAAUAUGUUAUGCAACCAACCGGGGCAGUGAUUUCUCCAGCGCUGGAGCACACCACAGUCUCCAUGCAGCCUACUCACCUGGUGGCUCCUCUCACUCAGCAGAUGAACCACCUCUCAUUGGGCUCUACUGCUAGUUAUAUGAGUGCUGCAGCUGCUGUGGCUCCUAUGCAAGGGACAUACAUCCCCCAGUACACUCCACUGCCUCCAUCAGCUGUUCCUGUAGAGGGCUUGGUGACUGAGGCAUCACAGACAGUCGCAUCAUCGCAGGACAUCAAUGCACCACAGCAACAGAUCGCAGUAGAGACGAGUGAUCAUAUUCCACCAUACUCCUACCAGUCCAAAUAGCAUGUGGACCAGGUGAAUGGACUGGGCAGCACAGGUGCCUUCUGGGGCAGGACAUCAGUGCUGAGAAUGAGAGAAACUGCUUCCAGGUCAUGAACUCUUUUUUUUUCCCUGCCUGGAUAUGACAAAGGAUGACUAUUUGGGCCAUGGAGUUGAGAGUUGUUUUUGUUUCAUCGUGUGACCUCAUCGUUGAGCUGAAGUUUAAAACGUUUGUCCUAAAAAGAAAUCAAAAAAUAAAAUUGCAAAAAAGUACAAAAAAUGUUUUAAAACUGUUAAAGAGAUAGCCCAAGUAGAUAACUCAUAUUUUUUAAAGGACGAGGAGAAAGAAGUUUGGAGAAACACCGAUUGUCUUCCUCAGAUAUGAAGCUACACUCACUUUUCUCUCUUUAUAAGUUUGAAUUUUGAUUUUUUAAAAUAGAUUUAUGAUAAAUGUUUUUCUUUAGUCUUUGUUGUCUUAAUUUUGAGGAUGUCAGGCACUUUGAUGUUGUUGCAGUUUUUUUAUACAAGGUCCCACUUGGUGUCUUGCGUUACCCUGUCGAUGACACCAGGUGCUGAACAAUGUUUAGCUGCAGAGAUUAAGAAAAAAAUAACAUAUAUGCUGUACAGAUUAUCAGAGAUUUUCUGGACUAUCUUUGAAGAAUUAUGUUGGUAAUAUGAUGUGGUACAGACUGACCCUUCAGGAGAAAGACGGCUUCCACUACAGACUGCCCCUUCUGGCUUCAGGAGGUCUUGUCAUCUCGCUUCAUGCAGUUUGCUACAAAUUUUUAUCAUCGUGAUUAUAAUUUGUCAAAUUUGCCAUGUUUUACUUUUUCAAUAAAAUUCUGUAGAUUGCUUUGCUUCUUACACUGCGGCAAAACAGAAAGAAGAAAAAUAUAAAAUCUUGAGUAAAAAUGAAAACUAUGUUGCCGUGGUGAAU